AUGGUCAAGGGAAAGCGCGCAGCAUCAUCCGAGGGGGAAGCAGAGGACAAGAAGCCCGACAUCACCUCUGAACCACAAAAGAAGAAACCCAGACCUUCUACCGAUAACGCGGAAUCAGGCGGGGAAGCAGUCGAGAUCGAAGAGACCGCUGAAGGGGAUCCAUUCUUCAAGCUCUCCGACUACCGUCGAGUCACUGUCCGCACAUUCAAAGGCAAGACCCUGAUCGACAUCCGUGAGACGUACAAGGACAAGGCAUCGGGAGAGAUGAAGCCUGGCUCCAAGGGGAUCAGCUUGACGGCAGAGCAGGCAAUUCUGAAGAGCAACAUCGGAAGUAUCGACCAAAUGAUCAGCAAAGUGGAGAAGAAAUAA
Messenger RNA from Cryptococcus wingfieldii CBS 7118, 369 nucleotides. RefSeq lists its product as hypothetical. The transcript is spliced from 5 exons. Gene Ontology annotation, biological process: positive regulation of transcription initiation by RNA polymerase II. The coding region runs from base 1 to 369 and encodes 122 amino acids. NCBI's taxonomy places the organism in Eukaryota, Fungi, Basidiomycota, Tremellomycetes, Tremellales, Cryptococcaceae. The record is from RefSeq and is a predicted model, not a curated record. Gene Ontology annotation, molecular function: DNA binding; transcription coactivator activity.